Messenger RNA from Diutina rugosa, 684 nucleotides. Its product is annotated as E2 ubiquitin-conjugating protein. The record is from RefSeq and is a predicted model, not a curated record. Bases 1 to 684 code for a protein of 227 amino acids. Lineage: Eukaryota; Fungi; Ascomycota; Pichiomycetes; Serinales; Debaryomycetaceae. The transcript has a single exon.
AUGGCGUCCCGUGCUUCCCAGAAGCGGCUCACCAAGGAGUAUAAGCUGAUCCAGGCUAAUCCUCCGCCGUUUAUCCUCGCCAAACCCAACGAUGAAAACAUUUUGGAGUGGCACUACGUCAUCGAAGGACCGCCGCUGACGCCGUUUGAGGGUGGCCAAUACCACGGGAUCUUGCGGUUCCCCCCAGAGUACCCUUUUAAGCCGCCUCUGAUUCUGAUGAUCACCCCUAAUGGCAGAUUCACUACCAACAUGCGGUUGUGUCUCCUGAUGCUGGAUUACCACCCCGACACGUGGAAUCCCGCCUGGCUGGUGGCAACCAUCCUUACCGGCCUCUUAUCGUUUAUGACCGGCGACGAGGCUACUACCGGAUCUAUUCUGACGACAGACUCGGUUAAACGCAAGCUCGCCCUCUCUCUGAAGCAGUGGAACAACUCGGAAAACGUCAGGUUCAAGAAGCUUUUCCCCGACAUAUACAAACAGAAUAUUAUUGACAUCAAGAACGCCGAAGCCCCUCCCAAGCCGGUGGAGGAGAAGCCGUCAGAGAUCGCCGAUCUAGCCUCGAUGGACGCUGAAGAUCGUGCUCGUGUUCUUGUUGAACCCCGCAACUCCAACGGUCUGAGCCGGGUCGGUAUGGUGGUCGGGGUGGUCAUCGUCGCUAUGGCUGUGGUUUUAAUGAAUAAGUAA